CAAAUAUCCCCUAGGAAAGAGAGACAAGGCCGAGGCGCAUCGUCAGCUGUGUUUGGGAGAAUCAGCUGGCUUGUGUUUUGGUGUCGCCGCCGCGGGAAGAGUGCUAGACUUCCAGACUCGGGUGCGUUGGUGUGUGCUCCAGUGUGUUGGUGUGUGUAUUCAUGUGCCUGCCCUCCUUGUGUUCAUGAUCCAGGGACUGAAAGGUGACUCAGGACCCCCUGUGCUGCCCCGGGGCCUGAGGUGGCGGCUACGUGGGCACUGUGGCUCGGACGCGGGCUGAUUGGGAACGUCCACUUCCUCCUCCUUUUCCUCUUGUGCGCGGGAAUGAAAACUGUGAAGAACAUGAAGAAAUGGUUCACCUCCCUCACACUCCUAGGCUUCGUGCUGGCCGUGAUAUUCAACUGGUCUCUACUGGUAUCGUCCAAGAAGCCGAGUGAUGAAGAGGUGGCAUAUGUGGAUGACAAAGCCCGCCACUACUCAGAGAUUGGACCAGAAAGACUCCCUUCUUUGUCCCCCUCUGCCAAGGAGCACCAAGAUAUCAAGUCUUUGGAUGAGGCGCUGCUCAAGAUUAAGGACCUUGAGCGGCGGCUGAAAGACAUUGAGUUCAGGAUACCCAAAAAAUACCCUGAAGUGAAUUUUCUAACAUUUAAGGAUCGCAAGAGAAUUCUGGUGACGGGUGGUGCAGGGUUCGUGGGAUCACACCUGGUGGACAGGCUCAUGAUGGAGGGCCAUGAGGUUAUUGUAGUGGACAACUUCUUCACCGGAAGGAAACGUAAUGUAGAGCACUGGAUCGGCCACGAGAACUUUGAACUGAUCCACCACGACAUUGUCAACCCGUUGUACAUUGAAGUUGACCAAAUUUACCACUUGGCCAGCCCUGCCUCUCCCCCACACUACAUGUACAAUCCAGUCAAGACCAUUAAGACCAAUACUGUUGGCACCAUCAACAUGCUUGGUCUGGCCAAGCGUGUUGGGGCGAGAGUAUUGAUUGCCAGUACCUCAGAAGUGUAUGGAGAUCCAGAGGUUCACCCACAAACAGAGUCUUAUUGGGGUCAUGUUAAUCCCAUUGGUCCCCGUGCAUGCUACGAUGAGUCCAAGAGAGUGUCCGAGACUCUUGCUUAUUCUUACGGCAAGCAGGAAAAUGUCACAGUGAGGGUGGCGCGCAUCUUCAACACUUACGGCCCUCGCAUGCACAGCAAUGAUGGCAGGGUGGUGUCCAAUUUUAUCCUUCAGGCACUUACUGGCCAGGAUAUCACUAUCUAUGGGUCCGGCAAACAGACUCGCUCGUUCCAGUAUGUGAGUGACCUAGUGGAUGGUCUAAUCAAGUUGCUGAAUUCCAACUACUCUAUGCCAGUGAACCUUGGUAACCCUGACGAACAUACCAUUGAAGAGUUUGCCUCCAUCAUUCACGACAUGGUUGGAGGGAAGAGUCGCAUCAUUCACAAGGACGCCAUGGAGGACGACCCACAGCGACGCAAACCCGACAUCACACGGGCCAAUCACAUCCUUGGCUGGCAGCCGCUGGUUCCCCUUCAGCAAGGUAUAAAAAAGACAGUGGAAUACUUCCGUCGGGAGCUGAUGCGGUCAAAACAUUCAGAGAGAAACUUACAUGAUCCUGUGGAGGCUGGCAAUCUUAAGGUGUCCUCUAAUCCUGUGCUGACAGAUGUCUGACAAGGCUUUGUUGUAUAUUUGUAUGAUAGCUAACGAGUGGGUGAGAGUGCAUGGCAUCAAGGAGCACACUUAGUUGACCCAUCUUUCAUUUAUUUCAUUAGGGCUUUAUUGCUGUCUUAGACUGUUGAAUGGAUGACUCAAGUUUUGAAAUUAUGGUUUGUGCAUUAUCAGUAGAUUAUUGCAUUUUGCCAGGUUUUAUUUCUUGUGUCUGCCUUUGCAGUUGGUCACAUUUUUGUAUCCUUGAUUAAUCACUGGCCUUUCAUUUCCCUCUGGUAUGGAGUUUGAAGGAAAUAGUGUUCAGAACUAAUGAUUUAUUUUCUUGUAACAAAGCUCAACACCUGGCAGUAAAUGAACCACUCACUGAUAGUGAAGAAUGAAAGCAUAUUUUUGUAGGUGAAGGAAGAAUUGAGUAAGGAAUAUUUGACUACAGAGCCAUUGCUUCAUAGUGGGCAGAGGGAUGAGUACCUGCAGUUUAAGUUAGCUAGUUGGCCUGCUAUCCUCAGAAACUAAAUCUUAUGUAACUGGAUUGAAGAGAUCUCAACUUUCCAUGUCCUGUAUUUUACUUUGGCUUUUCUUUAAUUUUAUGAUAUUUAAUUGUUGUGUCACAGUACAUUUUUCUUUUUCUGUGUAUUUGUUGUUUCUGGUGAAGAGAUGGACUGUGCGAUUUUUUAUUUUCUCAUGCUGUUUAAACUUGCCACUGAUUCAGACUCCGUUCAUCAUCAAAACAAUGUGUCUGCUUUUCUGACUUGCUUACACACAAUGGAUGAAUUUUAUGAUGCAGCAUUCAUGCGAGUUCUUUUAGUGUAUGCAGUAGCCAUUGACAUCCUGUUGCACGUUUUAUGUAAAGGAGUCCCUGAGAUCAUCCUGUUAAGUUAGCUUUAGACGGGCUGAUGAUAAUGCUUUUUUACUGGUUAAGUCCUUAGUAGAAGCUGGUCACGUACCCUUGAGGGUACAAUUAUGGGUUGUAAAUCCGAGCUAAAGGCAUGACAUUCCUGCUUUAAUUACAGUAUGUUACAUGAUGUAUUUUGAAUCUGCUGUGCAUCAAUAAGCAUUAAUUAAAGAGUGAGUCAGAAAACAAGGCAUUUGAUUGUUAGAUUAUGACUGUGACAUUUGGUUCUAUUGAGUUCCUCCAGGUGAUUUUAUUGAAAAGUAAAAUAGUAGUUACUGAAAUUUUUAAAUACAUAAUUCACUGCUUUUGGUUUCACUGCAUAUUACAAAAUUAUACCUUGAGUUUGUACGACAAUAUUUUGUCAAGUUGCACACAAUUUAAUAACUGCAUCUUCUCUUACAGACUGUGUUAUUGUCAUUCUGAGUAUUGUUUUCAUUGUACGAGUAUAUUAAGGUGACAGAGUUGCCAGUCAUUACUACUAGAUAGUGGUGAAUACAAAAUAUGUUGAUGAGGUGAGGCACACCACCAUAGCAGUGUAGGGAGCACAUUGUCAACCAGACAGCUCUAAGUGGUGGUGUUAAAAUGUGUGCCACCUUACUUAAGGUGGGAUCUUUUAAGACAGUAUAUUGGAGUGAUAUUUAGAGGAUAUGAAUCGUUGUGUACAUUGAAAGACUAUUAUUUAUGUGUUGAUCUUUUUAGAUUUUAUAUCUUGUGCAUAGUGUAUGUAUAUACAGUAUAUGCAUAUUUAGAAUAUUCCUGCUAUUUAUUGGUUGGCUGUGGGGUGGAAGCAGUCAGCACACAAGUUCCUGCAGCCAAUGUCCUGUGUGGGGAGGAUCUCAUGUUUUAGCUUCCACAUAAUGCUAGCAAGUUGUUUUGUAAAGGUGCCGCGCCGGCCCGCUGAACAUUGCAGUGUUAGGUUUUUUGGCAUUUACUUGUUUUAUCACUUCAGUGUACAUAACACCAUCAUUCAUGAUAUUGUCAUGACUGAGAGAAGCAUUUAUUGGUGGUCUUUACUUUGGUAUUUAUUACAUGUUGGUCAUAUUCUGAGAAGAGAGAAUUUAUUUGGUUUUAUAUUUUGAAUAUCUUACUGUUUUUGAGGUCAUAGGUAGGUGAAAUAGGAAGGUUAUACUGUCCCUUUGUUUUGUGUGUUAUAUAUAUAUAUAUAUAUAUAUA
This is a messenger RNA of Portunus trituberculatus (swimming crab), 3733 nucleotides long. RefSeq names its product UDP-glucuronic acid decarboxylase 1-like (gene Uxs). Lineage: Eukaryota; Metazoa; Arthropoda; Malacostraca; Decapoda; Portunidae. Gene Ontology annotation, biological process: D-xylose metabolic process. Gene Ontology annotation, molecular function: UDP-glucuronate decarboxylase activity; NAD+ binding. The record is from RefSeq and is a predicted model, not a curated record. Gene Ontology annotation, cellular component: cytoplasm. Bases 325 to 1671 code for a protein of 448 amino acids. The transcript has 9 exons.